AUGUCGGUCUUGGAGAAGGCCGUUAGCUGGACCGAAACGGUCGACUUCCCUCUCCAUAUGCCCUCGUGCUUCAAAGUCAAUCAAGACCCCAAUCUUAUUGACAAGCUGAAGUCCAUCCCGCUUCUUUCGACUCAGGCAGAAGCACUGGAACUGGUUGGGAAAUCUGCACUGGGCGACAACUCAGUUGACAUAUUGAUGUCGAAUCUGUUCGCAUCAAGGGCCGAAGUGAUUGCGGUAGACACAGGACUCACUGGGAACGUCAUGAAUGGCCACGCUUCUGUUGAAAUCAUGCACAAUAUUUUCCUUGACGUGACCACGAAGAAAAUUUUGAUCCCAGUGAUAUGUGGAAAGAAUCACUGGUGCUCAAUCAUGAUGGAUCUUUCACGAAAAGAAGUCUUUAUCUACGACCCGAUGAAUUCCACCUACGGGGCCAAUAUUCGACCACUUGCCGAGAAGUUGGUGGCGGUGCUACCUGAUUUCGUCCCAAGAAAAUAUCGAGCCCGUGCCUACCAAAGUGAUCUCGGAGUGCAAGUCGAUAACUACAACUGUGGGAUUUUCAUGCUAGUAGCCUUCGAGAUAUUUUGUGGUGCCGAAUGUCUUAGUUUGCUGAGUAAAAAGGAGAUUCAGUAUCUGCACAUGCUAUGUGAAGUGCAGGUGAUUCUGACAGUCUUUUUUAAGCAUGUGCGACCUUGCGCGACUGCAUUUGCCAAGAGUAACACCAUGGGCGCCUGUGCCUCUCGCGACGCCAACCGAUCUCCUCGGCGACUCAGCAAGUGGAAAGUGGACGAAGAGACUCCAACUGUCGUUGACGGAACCGCUUCAACUCCGUCGAGAGCGGAUGACCAAGCCGCUGCUGCUGCUACUCCAAGCCGAGGAGAACCAGAAAUCGACUUGGUAUUAAACUGUGUCGCGUUCAGCUCCUUCCUGGGUAACGAUUGCCUCACCGGGUGGGAAGACGGCUCCAUCCAGCGGCUCAAUUGGCACACAACUGCCAGUGCUCCUGUUAAUGUCUGGAAACCGCAUACUCGGGCAGUGAACCGUAUUGUUAUUGGGGAUAAACUACAGAUGAUUUUCUCGUGCUCACGGGACACAACGGUGGCUAUUACGCCGAUUACAGACAAGCCUGCGUCCGAGACGGCCACUGUACUACGUGGCCACCAACUGAACGUAUCGACUGUUGCAGUAGACGAUGCCGAGCAGACGUUGUGUUCUGGAGGACGAGACACUCAGACCAUUUUCUGGGACCUGACAACGAGCCACAUUACAGCCAAGAACACGACGCCGCAAAACGUGGUCACGUGCUCGACGUGGUUACCUGGCGAAGCCCUGGUCGCCCAGGGUAGUGAAGAUUUGAGUGUAAAGUUCUGGGACCCGAGAACGCCCCUACGCGUGCCUGCCCAGUCGCUACGAGGAUUUGUGUAUUUCCCUCUGAGCAUUGCAGCGUAUGGAGAGAACGAUAAUACUUAUCUUCUGACGUCCAGUAAAGGUUUCAACGGGGUUGGCUGCGAGGCUCGAGUUUGGGAUCGACGCACAGGCAAGCAGGUUAUUGAGUUCCAAGGGCACCAACAAGAUGCGACAGCGUGUUGUUUCCUACCAAGCGCCGCAGACAAAAGCGAAAAGACUGGCCCUUUGCCGAUGAUUCCGGUGACGGCAUCUAAGGACGGAACGGUGAAGGUGUGGGAUGCUGCUACGCUCUCUCCACUGGCAGAAGCGCACGCAGAUGGAGCCAAGCGGAUGUUCACGAGUCUGUGCAAGGUGGACACUAGUACUCUUCUAGCAAGCACAUUUGGGGGCCAAGUCCUCGCAUAUUCUCUCGAUCGUGAGAGGCGAACACUCGCAGUGAAACCUCGAUCCAGUUAA
Phytophthora infestans T30-4 is the source of this 1860-nucleotide messenger RNA. RefSeq lists its product as uncharacterized. NCBI's taxonomy places the organism in Eukaryota, Oomycota, Peronosporomycetes, Peronosporales, Peronosporaceae. The record is from RefSeq and is a predicted model, not a curated record. Gene Ontology annotation, molecular function: protein binding; cysteine-type peptidase activity. Gene Ontology annotation, biological process: proteolysis. Bases 1 to 1860 code for a protein of 619 amino acids. The transcript is spliced from 4 exons.